This is a messenger RNA of Terrapene triunguis (Three-toed box turtle), 6762 nucleotides long. RefSeq names its product cysteine and serine rich nuclear protein 1 (gene CSRNP1). Bases 2008 to 3750 code for a protein of 580 amino acids. Gene Ontology annotation, biological process: regulation of transcription by RNA polymerase II. The transcript has 4 exons. Gene Ontology annotation, molecular function: sequence-specific DNA binding; DNA-binding transcription factor activity, RNA polymerase II-specific. Gene Ontology annotation, cellular component: nucleus. The record is from RefSeq and is a predicted model, not a curated record. Lineage: Eukaryota; Metazoa; Chordata; Testudines; Emydidae.
GGCAGUCAAGUAUAACACUGGGCUUUAUAAGAUUGCAAGCCUGUUUUUAAUACAUAUCUGACACAUCCUUGUGUUCUGAGUUAGUGUCACGGUAAAGGAUGCCUUUGUUUUUUUUAGAAUUAAGGAUGUUAAAUGGAACAGUUCCGUGAGAUCUCUGGAUUCCAUGCAGUUCAAGAAGUUCUGUGUAACUUGGUAAUAAGCAGCUUGGUAACUGUUAGUGUCCGUGGCCAGGCUUCAUUCACUAGCUGUUUUGUAAUGAUUCUUAAACUGUGACUUUUUAUAUUUUAAUUGUCGACCUUUUUUGUAAGGCAUCUGGAAAAGAGAAGGGGGCAGCAUCCUUCUGCUUGUCUUGCUUCCCAUGUCAGCUGUGUUUGGCUGUGUGGACUUUGGAUCGAGUUCCAUUCUUAUCAUUCAGCGACACUUUCUGAUAAUAGCCUCUUCGUUUCAUAGGCUGCUAAAACUGCUUACUAAGAAGCAGCCGUUCUUGUGUCAUGCCAAGUGACUGGAGCCACUGUAUCAUCCCUCCCUCAGUACGAGUGGGUGAUUCUCAUAAACUGCACCUAUUUUCUUGCCAAAGGAAGUUUCUGAACUCUAGCUCUGGGAUGUCAUGAUUUGUAGCCUCACAUGUUUGUUGCUGAUAAAUAUACAAAUGCACAGGUUUGAAUCAUAGUGAGUCAUUCUUCCAGUAAUAAUCUUGUCGUGACGUCUGGUUACGUGCUCACCCACUUCAAACCUAAAUAGACCAGUGGUGAUUUCUAUCAAAAUAGAGAGGCAUCCAGGUUGUUGUAUCUAGGGCUUUAUAGGGAGAAAAGGUCUUUGGUCCAAACAGAAUUCUUCCCAAGAGUGUUCUGACUCAAUGCAUUUUGAGCUGUAGAGUAAGUGAUAUGAUUCAGUUGGUAUAUUAUAUGCAAAGUGUAGUGUCUUUUUGUUGUAGGAAAUUCUUAUUCCAAAGACGCUAAAGGAUUAAAUGUGAAGUUGUUUGGUGGGUUGAAAGUUGGAAAAAGAAAUGAACAAAAUUUAGAAAUCCAGACAAGUACAGAAUGACUUUGUUUUUAAUUAGCUCUAUUGCUUUUAAUUGGUACUGUGUGUGAUAUAUAUCGCAAAAUAAACGCAUGGUUUAGUGAACAGUGGGCUGAAUCUGAAAGAAACUGAGAGGAAGGGUUGUUUCUUGCAUUUGAUAUAUUUGUAUUUCAGUGCUUCAUUUAAUAAGCCCCCAGGGGACUGAAGCAAGUAAAUCAUGGCAACGGAUUGUUUUCAAGAAACUGGCUUCUUUUUGUAAUUAGCAAAAGCUAGAGCUGUAACUUCCUAGUAAGUGAUUUGGGUAAGGAGUUAACAUAAAAGAUUUAGUGCACAAAAUGUAAUACUUAUUGUUUAUUAACAUUUCUGUUGAUGGAAUGAAUGAGCGUGUGGAAGAUCGUGUGUGUGUGUAGUAACCUACAGCCACUUUUUUUGUACAAUCUUAAUAUGGGUGGAAUGUUGCAUGGAAAUUUCAGUUGCCAGAAAUAAGGUUUGAAGGUAGGGUGAAUUAGAUAAAAAUGUGAACCUCAAAAGUAGGGGAGAGGCUUGAAUGUGUUCAAAAACCAUAGCAGUUUAAGCAGUAACCGUUCGUAUUAUGGUGGAAAUCAGGGGACAGCUUUCAUGGAUGGGAAUUAGUUGAUGUAGAAACUGAAAUCAUGGUGUGCUCCACCACCUCUCAAGGUUGUGAGGGAACAGCCCUGCAAAUGUGAGUGUAGCAAAUGUGUGACUUAUAGGUAGGUGGCCUAAACAUCUUUCCCUCUGAUCUUUAGGUGCAUAGGGGUAAAUCUUAGCCACGUGCAGAGAGCUGGCACGGAAGCCACCGAAAUGCCAAUGAAGCCCUCAAAAUAAGGCUUAAGUGGUAUUUGGUAUUUGUGUUGGCUCCCUGCGCAGGAGCGAAUUUCACCCCUUGUGAAGAACAUCCAUUGUCGCCCAUGCUUUAUUUUUCUUUUCUCCCUUAUUUUUCAGUUAUAUGAAAAAUACCGAAUAACCAUGAGUGGAGUAUUGAAAAGGAAGUAUGAUGAACUGGGGGAUGAUGCCACCUACUGCUCCUCUUCCUCCUGCUCCCCGUUCUCCUCUUCUUCGGCGUCAUCAGGUUGGGAAACAGACGAGGAAAACUCCCGAGGAGACAGCAAGCCCAACACUGCCUUACCCUCCAGUUUCACUCCUACAUCCAUCCUGAAGAAAACCAAGCGGUUAAAGAAGAACAAUGUGGAGUUCGACCAGGUGACUGUGUUUUACUUUCCACGCUGCCAGGGGUUCACCAGCGUGCCUAGCCGGGGUGGCUGUACCCUGGGGAUGAUGAGCAAGCACAGUUCGUCCAGGCAGUUUACACUGGCAGAAUUUUCAAAGGAACAGGAGAACGUUCGGCGGGAGAAACUCAAGGAGCGGUUAAAAGAGGAGAAACUGGAGGCAUUGAAAUGGAAGCUAACGGUGAACGGCACGGCGGAGUCUGAGGAGGCCGGCCAGCUCACUACUGAGGACAUAUCCGACGAUGACGUGGAUGUGAGCAAUGUGGAGCUGGAGGACGGCUUCUUCCUACAGCCCUACCCUGCCAAAAAGAGACGUGCUCUGCUCAAAACCAUGGGGGUGAAGAAGAUCGACAGAGAGGAGAAACGGGAGCUGCACAGCAUCCGCCUGUCCCGUGAAGACUGCGGCUGUGACUGCCAGGAGUUCUGCGAUCCAGAGACCUGCAGCUGUAGCUUAGCAGGCAUUAAAUGUCAGAUGGAUCACACUUCGUUCCCUUGUGGCUGCACGAAAGAUGGCUGUGGAAAUACGGAAGGGAGAAUAGAAUUCAACCAGGCUAGAGUGCAAACUCACUUUAUCCACACCAUCAUGAAAUUAGAACUGGAAAAGAAUCAGCAGAGCAAUGAAAGGAAUGUAGAACCCGAAUCAUCAUUCCGGGACAGACUCCAUCAAUUUGGCUGUUCGGCAGGGAAAAACGUGUUUGAGGAAAGAGCUGUCCCACUGACUCCAGCAUUUCAGUUCAACAUGGACCUGGAGACUGUUGGGGAGAAUAGCUGUAGUAGUGAUAUGACAGACUCUUCGAUUUCAUCCAUUCAGAGCGAGGAUUCAGAAGAACAGUACGAGAGUGUCCCAUCAGAUAAGUCUCAGUCCGAUAUUGAUGAUGACGGCCUGGCAAGAAUACUCCACUUCAAUGAUUCUGACAUCGAAGACAACAGUAAUAAUUGCCAAGACAACUUGAGCUGUUUCCAUCCUGCUGACUUCUUUAGUGCUAACAUUGAAGACCAGUGUGGUACAACUGCUGAAAAACUCAGCACUGGAAUCUACUCUGGCCAUUUGUCAAACAUCUCCGAAUGCCUGGAUGAAAAUGCCAAUCAGGACGCUGGUUGUUUUCUAGACGGAACUGCUGAUACACACUGUGAUGGGCUUUCUUGCUGCAUGUCAUCCUCUGCAGAGCAGUGCUCAAAGAGUUACACAGAUCUCAGCCUUUCCUCUGACUCCUUGGAUCUUUUUCAGUCAUUUUCCGACUACAACUUGGGACCUCUUUAUAACUCGUUAAAGGAAUAUGAGAACCUUGAUAACUUUUCAGCAUUGCAGUUUCAAUUGCCUAAUUUUCCUGGCUUUCCCCAGGCAGGAGACCAGAGCACCUGUUUCCUGGAGUCUCUAAUUGGCUUGUCUGAAUCUGUCCCAGAAACCCCCGUCCCUUUCACAGACAAUCAGCUUUUAGAAGAUGCCAUUAAGUCAUCACUAAUGGAAACAGUGAAAGUUUAAAAAAAGAAGGAAAACUGAAAUGAAAACUGAAGUACUGAGCAAACUUUCACUGAAGGAGAAAAUACUACAAAAAGCUUUCUAAGCAGACAAAUUAUUUUUUGUCUUUAUAGAACAUGGACACUUUGAAAUACUGCAGCUACAAUCAGUUCCCUUGCUGUUUGUGCAAAAUUUAUAAACUUUCAUAAUUUGGAAAAAAUAGAAGACUUUCAAGUACGAAUUUACCUGUGUUUUGUAUAAAAAGACCUAUUAAGAAAUACUCCUUGUUAACAUUGCCAGUCAUACACAACAGCCCCUUCUAGAAACUAUUCAGUGUUGCAGAAACUUUUUAAAACAACUUUUGAAUCCAUAUUUAUUGUGAAAAAUGAUUUGCAUAAGAGUGAGCCUGCCAUGCUCUUACGUUUAAAUCUGAAGAGGUUUACAGAAAAGAUCCAUACACUAGAUCCAUAAUCAUUUUCACCUAUUUAUUGCAAAUUCCAGAAUUUAAAUAGCCACCGAAGCUUGAACUAGCAUGAAACCUUAUUUAAAUUGGUAAUACCUCAGAUGUAUUAUGUGUACAAUCAUAUUUUUUACAUAAUAUAUCUGUAUUUAUUUAUUUUUUACCUUUUAGUACAUGAAUAGCACUGUGGUUUAUUAAUGACCUGGAAGUGCAAUAAAAGUCUUUAGCAGCACAGAUCCUAAAGACGACAACACUGUUUUUUAAAAGAGGUGGAAAGGUGUUAACUUUAGGGAUUGUCAGAUACCUUUUCCGUCUUUGUAUAACAUUUCUAAAAGAGCCUAAGCCAGGUGAAGUUUGUGAGGGGAGGGUGGGGUUUGGGGUUUUUUCAUAAUUAAAAACAUACUCUUGGUAGCUAAAAAUCCUUUCAUGUAUGGGAUUAUACAAUGUUGUGUGAGGUCCAUAAUUCUGCUAUGGAAAACAACCCCCCUAAACUAGUCAAGAAAUAAUAUGAACUAACUAUAUUUAAAAAAACUUUUUUCUUAAAUUAUUUUAUAAUUUUAUUUAAUUGCCUAAGGAUUUGGCCAUGAGAUCUUUAGUGAUCUAUUAUGGUGCCUGAAUAUGCAGAGGAACCAUUAGCAGCAGCAGAUGUAAUGAGGAGGACCUUUCCAGCCUGUAGAACUUUGAGAGCAAAGCAAACUACAGCAACACUGCUCAUGCUCCUGAUUUAAGUGCUCCUUAGUACACUGAAGUGUAAAGGGUCUAACCAUUAUAAAACAUAGUGGGCCAGACUAUUUAUAUGCAUUUUAUAGAUAAAGCGAUACAAGUAAAUUAGAUGAAAAUGAAGGUAUUGGAUUAUUUAUUGCUUUUAUACGUUUUAGAAAAACCUAAAAUAAAAAAGUAAAGCUGAAUAAUUUGGAGCAUCUUUUUAAAAAAUAAAUAAGAAAUAAAAUAGUAUCAUUUUAAAGGGUAUCAGAGGCCUUCUUAGGCAUGUAUGUUUAAAUCAGUCUGAAAACAGGUCACUGGCCAUUACAUAUAAUUGGACAUAAUCUGUAUUUUAGCAGUACACUAAGUGCCUAUGCCAACAGUACUAAUGUGUGUUGGUCUAGUUUGUAUAUCCCGAUAUCAUGGUAUAAAUCUACCAGCUUUAAAAAUAGGUUUAAAAGUUUAAAUUCUUGUAUGUGAUACAGUGAUACCUGUACUUGAGCAAUAGCCAAAUGGGGGCUAGGGAAUACAUUUUUUUCUUCUUAAAGCCUGGUGUACAUUGAAUUAAAUGUCCAGCUCUAGCUAUUUUAAACAAAAGUUGUGCAUGCAGCGACCCCAUAUUCUGAAUGUAACCCCGUGGUGUCUGCUUUGCUGAAUAGGCUAGCGUAUGCAGACUCCCGAGCAAGAAAAGAUGGUGUCAGUUUGACUGAUUUUAGGCUAAAACAAAAACCCUUAUGAAAAGCUGAGGCAAAACACUUACAUUGGCUGAACUAUAAAUAUAUCCAACUAUAGAGAUUACAAUGGUUUGUACCUGCUAGUUAAUAAAUGAUUAUUUGGUAUUCUAAUUGGCAUGGCAAGCUGUUCACAGCUACCAGCAAUUAGGACAUUCUCACAUACCAGGAGAGCUAUUUUGUCCAUUGUAGAUCUUCUCUUGUACUGAGCUGGUCAACUUUUAAAUGGACAUAUUACAACAACACAAAUUGAACUGUGACCCUUUGCAGCUGUGACUAAGAGCUGGGUUUCUGUAUAGCUGCAGGUUGCAUUGCUCAGGAGUCCAUUGGUGCUGUCUGAUUUAACUGCAUCAGACUCCACUGGCCUCUCUGGGACACCCUGCAUCUUCGCUCCUGGAGCCCCAGCUAUCCUGACUGAGCCCCCAGCAUUCCUUCCACACUGGAACCCUCACUGAGGAGCCUGCCCUGUGCUGUGCAGAGCAAUGGUACACUUGCAUACAAGUCUUACCUAGCAAGAGCUGCCGGAUGGGACUUGGCUGCCAUGCAGGAGGGCCAUUGUAGGUGAACUACUGGCAGAUGGAGGAUUUCAAGAAUUUUUCUUUGUUGUUCUGAAAAUCCCAUUCAAUUAUCUAAUUGGUGGUCGUUUCUAUUCUUCAGGCGGCAUCAAAAAUACUGACAAAAAGUGUCCGGUACCAUUCUGUAUUUAUUGGCACUAAUGUAAGAUUAUGUUUUAGAACAUUCCUAGGUUUCUCUGCAUAUCUAUCAUUUUAAAAGUGAACGAUGGGGAUAAAGAUUCCUGCCUUCAUGGAUGUUUUUUCUAUAAUUUAUUCAUUUUAUUUGUGUUGGUGCAAAAAAAAAAAAAAAGAUUUUUUUUUUUCCUUCUUCAGGGCACUGAACUGUAAAUAUAUAUAGUUUUCCCUCUCCGUAUCUGUGUAAAAAGUUGCCUGUUAAACAGUUUAAAAACUGGGUAUUUAUUGACACAAUCUGUAAUUAUCUAAUGUAUUGAUUGAAACGCUCUGGUUUCAACAUAGCUUUAUUUUAGCUUUCUUUGUGUAUAUAUUGUGAUUAUGUUGCUUAAAGGUACAAGUAAAAAAAAAAAAGCUUUAUUUUUACCUUAUCCAUUUUCAUUUGUUUAAAAAAAAA